AUGGAGUGCUCGACCGAAGUAUGUGAUCUUCGCGAACAGGAGUAUAUGGCUUUGACCGCGGAGGAUUUGGAAAAUAAAACUUUUACCGAGAACUUUUUUAUUUCUAUGGAGUUGGAAGCGCAUAACCAGCAAUGUGAGGAUGUUCUCAAAUAUGCCGAAGAGAUGUAUGUUUUGACCUUUCUGUUACUUCCGAGAAUGCGUCUUGCUCGGUCGGUACGAAAAGGUCCACUGGUCAAGAAGGUCCGAAAAAGGUUUCCUAAGCUAGGUGAGGUCUGGAGGCUAGUCGAUCAUGCUGAUCAAUAAAAUCCCAUCCAUUUUUUUCUAACUUUUACUUGUUUGUCUUAAGUAGAACUGUAAAUUAGUAAUCUUUCAUCCAGAUCGCACUAAGUUAAAUUUUUUGCGGAGCUUUUUGCCCAGCGGACCUAUUCGGCACUUGCGUUUGCUAUAACUUUUCUAGAAUAAAAUUAUCCGAGAAACGUCUGGCCCAAGUCGGCGACCGAUUCGAAGAUUCCGAGAAAAUUCUCCAAUACGGUAAGUUUACAAACGUUGUUUUUAUGAUGUGGUUUUAGUAAACGAUGUUCUUGAUAACUUUGAGCGUAAGAAUGAAGAGCUUGCUCUUUUCCACAAGAAGUUUCAACAGAAUGCCCGCAACUUUACAGAAAGGACCGAAUUGGCCAAGAGACGUAAGUGCUUCAAAAUUCUUUUUAUUUUUUAGGUAAUAAUGAGAAGCCAAAACAUGUAUUGGAAGUUGAGAAGUCGUUGAAAGCUCUGGACGAUGUUGAAGAAAAGUUGUCUGAAAAAAUAGAGGCCGCUUACAAAGAGCUCGAAUAUUGGCGUAGGGCAGUUCACCAUCAAGAGUCUCUGUAUGAACAAGCUCGUUCUGAAGUUUGUAGGUUACUCAACUCUCAAACCGUUUUUAGUAAUUUAGAGUGAUUAGUUCUGUUAUAGGUGAGCUGCAGGCAAAAAUGGAGAGGUUGGAAUUGACGUUGGAGCAGUGCGAAGCCGAACAUAGGGCUAGAAGGGCACAACAGCUAGCCGAGGUGGAACGGCAAGAGAAGGAACGGAUCGCUGCUGAAGAAGCGGAGAAUAUUCGUGUGGAACAGGAAAGAUUAAGGUAGUUUUAAUAUUUUUUAGAACGUUAAUUAAUUCUUGAUUUAUAUUUUCCUUGAUGAAGAAUAAAAUUUAAUACUGUAUUUUAGAAUCGAGGCAGCAGAGGAACAGAAGAGGGAAGAAGAGCGGAGAUUGAAGAGAGAAGAGGAAGAAGAACUAAAACGACAAGAAGAAGAGAAAAGGAAACUUGAAGUAGAAAGACAAAAGCUGGAAGAGGAAAAGAAAAGACUAGAAGCGUUGGAAAGAGUUAAGAAUGCUGAGGAAGAAGAGCGAAAGGAACAAGAAUUGAAGAAAAAGGAAGAGGAAAAACGUGAACUUGAAGAAGAACGAAAGAGGAAAGAAUUGGAAGAACAAAGAAAAGCGGAGGAAGAAGAGAGGAUUGAAGAAGAGUUAAAGAAGCAACAAGAACUUAAGAUGUUGGAAGAAAAGAAACGGCAGAAGGCGGCUGAGGAAAGACGAAUCAGAAAAGAAGAGGAAGAAAAGAAACGGAAAGAAGAAGAGAAAAAGAAACUUGAAGUAGAAAGACAACAGCUGGAAGAGGAAAAGAAAAGACGAGAAGAAUUGGAAAGAGUUAAGAAUGCUGAAGAAGAAGAGCGAAAGGAACAAGAAUUGAAGAAAAUGGAAGAGAAAAAACGACAACUUGAAGAAGAAAGAAAGAGGAAAGAAUUGGAAAAACAAAGAAAAGCGGAGGAAGAAGACAAAAGGAAAAGAAGCCGGAUUGAAGAGGAGUUAAAGAAGCAACAAGAACUUAAGGUGUUGGAAGAAAAGAAAAAGAAACGACAGAAGGCGGCUGAGGAAAGAAGAAUCAGAAAAGAAGAGGAAGAAAAGAAACGGAAAGAGGAAAUGAAGAAACAAGAAGUUGAGAAGAGAAAAAACGAGGAAAGGAAGAUGGACGAAGAGAGAAGGAUGAAAAAAGAAGAAGUGAAGAAACAGAAGGAGGAGCAAGAAAAAGAGAACAGAAGAAAACUUGAGGAGGAAAAGAAACUGCUUAAAGAAAGAAAACUAUUGCAUGAUUUGAACAGUAAGGAAUAUUAUUAUAAUGACUUGUUUUAUUUACUCUCAGGGAAGUAAUUAAAAUGCGACGCUCAGAUUUUAAUGAAACCUGGCGCAGGUUUAAAAUAUUUUUUCGCAUAUGCGAGACUCCUAGUUCGCGUUUUGCGGGAACGACAGAGAUUUUUAGGUCAAAAAUUGGAAAAAACGCGAAAUUUUUUGCUAGUUUUCCCUUGUCAGUUUUAUUCAGUUUUUUUUCAGAGAAGCAGAAUCAAGAAAAGGACGAUCUUCCGAAAACUCCUAUAAAGGUCUUAAACAGAGAGAAUUCGAGAAAUAAUUUGAUGAAGAAGGCGCCUUCCACACCCAAGGCUCAGACUCCGACCAAAAAAGUUGAGCGUGCCAGAUCUAUGACACCAAUUAAAAUGAAGAAAAAAAACCUGGACGAGACUAUUGAGGAAGAGGAUGUCUUCGCCUUCUGA
Messenger RNA from Bursaphelenchus xylophilus (pine wood nematode), 2579 nucleotides. Lineage: Eukaryota; Metazoa; Nematoda; Chromadorea; Rhabditida; Aphelenchoididae. The record is from the annotation of a GenBank genome assembly.